This is a messenger RNA of Phyllostomus hastatus (greater spear-nosed bat), 5005 nucleotides long. RefSeq names its product nuclear receptor coactivator 7 (gene NCOA7). The record is from RefSeq and is a predicted model, not a curated record. NCBI's taxonomy places the organism in Eukaryota, Metazoa, Chordata, Mammalia, Chiroptera, Phyllostomidae. Gene Ontology annotation, cellular component: nucleus. The coding region runs from base 198 to 3023 and encodes 941 amino acids. Gene Ontology annotation, biological process: response to oxidative stress; regulation of transcription by RNA polymerase II. The transcript has 16 exons.
CCCAGGACCGCUCCUUCCUCCCACCUAGAUGAUGCGUUCCCCUGCGCGGACCAUCUGAGGCCACCACUCCCAGAAAUGCGUGCGUCCGAUCCCCGUCUCCGGGACCCGAGGAGCCGGCGCCCCCGCCCUGUAGGGUUAUGACUCAUUGAUUAAAAAGAAGAACUUUCCCAACUACUUUGCACUUUUGACUGCAUAUUAUGGAUAACAAGGAAGAGAAGAAGGAACGAAAACAAAGUUAUUUUGCUCGGUUGAAAAAGAAAAAACAAGCCAAACAAAAUGCAGAGACUGCCUCAGCUAUAGCUACAAGGACUCAUACUGGAAAAGGAGAUGUUAAUACAGUCAUUUUAGAGCAAGACAAGUGCAACAUUGCUGUGGAAGAAGAACGUAUUACUGAUGAGAAAAAAAAGAGAAAAAAUCAGUUAAAGGAGAUCAGACGUACAGAACUAAAGAGAUAUUAUAGUAUCGAGGACAAUCAAAACAAAACGCAUGAUAAAAAAGAGAAGAAGAUGGUGGUUCAGAAGCCCCACGGUACUGUGGAAUAUACUGCUGGAAGCCAGGACACUCUAAACUCCAUAGCACUGAAGUUUAACAUCACUCCCAAUAAAUUAGUGGAACUAAAUAAACUUUUCACACAUACUAUUGUUCCAGGCCAGGUACUUUUUGUGCCCGAUGCCAACUUUCCUUCUAGUACCUUAAGAUUAUCAUCAUCCAGUCUUGGUGCUACUGUCUCCCCUUCAUCAUCAGAUGCAGAAUAUGAUAAACUCCCUGAUGCUGACUUAGCAAGAAAUGCCAUAAAACCCAUUGAAAGAGUCCUGUCAUCUACUUCUGAGGAAGAUGAGCCGGGCGUGGUGAAAUUUUUAAAAAUGAAUUGUCGAUACUUCACUGAUGGAAAGGGUGUGGUCGGUGGUGUCAUGAUCGUCACUCCUAACAACAUCAUGUUUGACCCUCACAAGUCCGACCCCCUGGUCAUUGAAAAUGGGUGUGAGGAGUACGGCCUCAUUUGCCCCAUGGAAGAGGUGGUUUCCAUUGCCCUCUACAAUGACAUUUCCCACAUGAAGAUCAAAGAUGCCUUACCAUCUGACCUACCUCAGGAUCUUUGUCCUCUGUACAGGCCUGGAGAAUGGGAAGACCUAGCUUCAGAAAAGGAUAUCAACCCGUUUAGUAAGUUCAAAUCUCUCAGCAAGGAUAAACGGCAGCCGAGUGAAGAGAGAACUAUCACUUCAGAUUCCAAAUCAACACAGCCUUUGGAGAAAUCAACAGAACACACACAUACGAAGCCCUCGGACAGCUUGGUGUCAGGAAAGUUAAAGGACCUGGAAUCCUCUGUGGAGGCCACCAGUGUAUCUACCACAGCAACCGAGGUCAGCAAAGGACCUCCUGGCACUCAUACUGUGUUUAAAUCUAUAGCCAAAGAAAAUUCCCUUUUAGGAGGAGAAGAUGACUUUGUUGACUUGGAAGAACUUCCUUCUCAAAAUGAUAGCAGAAUGGACAAAAGAGACACCUCAAAGGAGUGCCUUUCUCUUGACCCAGAGGAGCAAAAGAAGGCUAAGGCACAAAUCAGUUCUGUUAUGGAAAUGCAGGUGCAGUCAGCCCCGGACUUUUCAAGAACAGAGAGUGAUGCUGAACUGAAGGGGGCCCUAGAUUUAGAAACCUGUGAGAAGCAAGAUGAAAUGCCGGAGGUGGACAAGCAGUCUGGCUCUCCAGAAAGCCAGAUGGAAAACACACUGAACAUACAUGAAGAUCUAGAUAAGGUUAAACUUAUUGAAUACUAUCUUAAUAAAAACAAAGAAGGGUCACAGUUAUCGGAUAACUUGCAGGAGACAGAAUUAAGUGAUAGCAAAAGUAUCGAGCCAGCAGGAAUAGAUAUCACCCUUAGUAGUUCUCUUCCCCAGGCUGUUGAGCCCCCAGCUGAGGGCAAUAAAGACCCCGAUAAAAACUGGGUGAAAGAAAAAACACCCCAUCCCCUGCAACUAGGCUCUUCUACAGAAGAAAAUACGAGUAAAGAGCCUCUAGACGACUCUUUGGGAUCUGCUCUGGACAAUAGCUGUCAAGGCGCACAAGUGGAUAAUAAAUCUGAAAUCCAGUUGUGGCUGUUGAAGAGAAUUCAGGUGCCCAUUGAAGAUAUACUUCCUUCAAAAGAAGAGAAAAGCAAGACUCCACCCAUGUUUCUGUGCAUUAAAGUGGGAAAACCAAUGAGAAAAUCCUUCGCCACUCACUCUGCAGCCAUGGUCCAGCAGUACGGCAAGCGAAGGAAACAGCCCGAGUACUGGUUUGCUGUCCCUCGGGAGAGGGUGGAUCACUUGUACACAUUCUUUGUUCAGUGGUCUCCUGACGUCUAUGGGAAAGAUGCCAAAGAACAAGGCUUUGUGGUGGUGGAAAAGGAAGAACUGAAUAUGAUUGACAACUUCUUCAGCGAGCCGACCACCAAGAGCUGGGAGAUCAUCACCGUUGAGGAGGCAAAGCGCAGGAAGAGCACGUGCAGCUACUAUGAGGACGAUGAUGAGGCAGCCCUGCCGACCCUGCAGCCCCACAGCGCGCUCCUGGAGAACAUGCACAUCGAGCAGCUGGCCCGACGCCUUCCAGCAAGGGUGCAAGGGUAUCCAUGGAGACUGGCAUAUAGCACAUUGGAGCACGGGACCAGCUUGAAAACUCUCUAUCGGAAAUCAGCAUCACUAGAUAGCCCCGUCCUAUUGGUCGUCAAAGACAUGGAUAAUCAGAUUUUCGGAGCGUAUGCCACCCACCCUUUCAAAUUCAGUGACCACUAUUAUGGCACAGGCGAAACUUUUCUGUACACGUUUAGCCCCAAUUUCAAGGUCUUCAAGUGGAGUGGAGAAAACUCAUACUUUAUCAAUGGAGACAUAACUUCUCUAGAACUUGGUGGUGGAGGGGGACGAUUUGGUUUAUGGCUAGAUGCUGACUUAUACCACGGACGAAGUAAUUCCUGCAGCACUUUCAAUAACGAUAUUCUUUCCAAAAAGGAAGACUUCAUAGUUCAGGACCUUGAGGUAUGGACAUUUGAGUGAAACUCAGGCUGCCUUAAAAUACAACAUUGAAAAGAUUGGGUUUGCUCAGCUCCCCUAAAGCUGGCUGGAAGACAAGCGCCUGCUUAGACUGCCUCAUGCCCCCAUGAUGCUUCCUUCCUGCCGUCACCGCGGAGCACGACCACAUUGCAGAGGGCCUGCAGGGCACGUGCGGAGGGCUGCCGCCGCCCGGAGCGGCCAGGCAUCCAGGCUGCUGGAAGACUUUGUGCUCCUGCUUUCUUCAAGUCCACGCAGUGAGGAAUCAGAGUAUUUAUGAUGUAUGAGUUGAAUGCAACUUUUAUUUUUGGUAACUGUGAAAAAAAAGAUACUGUGGAAAUAUAUACAUGCCUUGUGUAUUUAUCAACAUAAUUUUCAUUACCAAAAUGUACAGCAUACUAUCGUUUGCCAUGGGAAAGGUUAGUCUUGUUUAGAAAAAUUGAAGGUGCACAGCACUGAAAAGGGUAUGUAUAGGAUUUUUUAAAAAGUUUUAUUUAUUAUUUCUAGGAUAUUGUUUGAAAUGUGUUGCCGGUUUUUUUUUCUAUUAAUGUGUCAAAUCUUGAAAAAAAAAAGAAAUGUGCUAUGUUUGGCAACAAUUCCAUUUGAUUUAUAUAGUUUUAUAUUGAGCUUUUUUUUUGCCCUGAUUGUUUAGGGUGAUAGAUCUUGAACAGCAUAUAUAUAUAUAUAUAUAUAUAUAUAUAUAUAUAUGCUUAAUUGUGAAUUUUAAAAAACUCAUUACCAAUGUUCAUUGAUUUGACUGUUGUAGGCGAGCUCUCAGUUUAGUCAUUGAAAAGGUACAUUUUUAGUUACUUAUUCUGAACAUAGUUGUAUAAAGAAGAAAAAGCCAUUUCUCAGUUAAAAUUUGAUAUUUACAAAAGUAGAUGGAUACCUUUAUGAACCUAGACUAGAACAGACUCUGCUUUUAAAAAGAAAAUGUUUUGCUUCUUAUAAAAUCAUUUGUUAGUAAUAAGAACUUUAUUUUCAUAGUGUUUUGCAUAAUUUUUCCCAAGUUUUUACACUAACAAACAGGCCUCUGUUUUUAAAAGGACUGUUUUGUAUCAAAGGACAAGUAUCAAAUUAGCCCAACCACCUUGGUUUUCUCUUUUAUUUGAGAAAAAAAGAACAAUGCAAAGAAAUGCAUUCAUACCAAAAUUGGAACAAAAAAUAAAACCUAUUUUUCAACAUCAACCCAUUUUCACAUCAUAAAAUACUUUUAUUAAAUAUAAUAAUAAAACCUUAUUGAAAAGCUGACCAAUAUUAUUGAUUGCCAGAGUAUUAUGAAAGCCAAAGACUGCUAAUGGAAAAAAAUUUCAUAUAAUAGCCAAAGCUGAGAAGUGGUCUGUCAUAAAUUAUAUCCCCAGUGAUUUUGGAAAGAAAAGAAUUAAUAACAAAAGUAGCAUUUAUAUAAUUGCAUUUAGAAAAUAAUAAUAAUACAGUUGGUAGAAUGUAAGCCUUAAGCUGACAGAAUAUUCCCUGGAGAUUAUUCCCUUCCUUUAGACUGUUUAUAGAGGACAACAGACACGGUGCCAAGGGGCCUCUGGUCAGAUCCACAGCUACUUAACUCCACGUACAUUCCACGUAAGUUGCAAUGAAUGCUGUGAAGGCUCAAGUCUGUAGCCUGGGUGUGCUUUCCCCUGAGUUUUUCUGUUGAGAAUUCUUGAUAAACAACAUACUGGCAGUUUAACUUUCAUGUGCUCCUUAAAUGAUGUGUUGGUGUGAGAUACCAGGGACGUCUCGUGAUGACCACGUUUACCAGGUAUGCCGUUUGCAACCAUACGCUAUUAGCAAACAGUCAUUUGCAUAUAAUUCACUCUUACCUAGUUUAGUCCAUGAUAUUAUAUGUACUUGUGAGAGCAUAUCCAGAUGCUGUGUUCUCUAUUUAAAACAGUAUUGUCCAAUCAGAAAUGUGUGGCCCUUCAUUUAUGGAUAUCGAAUAUAUGUAAUGCAGUGCUAGCCCAAUAUUUUCAAUAAAGGAAUUUAUGCAUUCA